AUGUACGCUCGUGGCCCAUCGCCAGGAAUUUGUGGUCGCGAUCUGCCGCGGGACCGCGCUCACAGUAUAUUAGCGAUCGACAGGCGCGUCGCGGCACGAGGGCACGGGUUCCUUGCUCCAGUUAGGCGACCAAGCUACAGGCAGUCAGUCAGGCGCGAAAUGGAUUGGCGCGAUUGGAUGCUAGUGUUAGUAGCUAUUUUCAUGCCACCAGUGACGGUGGGCGUUAAGCGUGGGGCGUGGAGUAGGCCAUUUCUGGCAAGCAUGGCGCUCUACGUGGUGGGGUUCCUGCCGUGUUUGGUGCACGCGCUGUACGUGGUCUACCAGAGCUCGUACGACAUCGAGCUGAAACCACUCCGAGCAGGUAUUGCAGGCGAGGCGGGGUAUGACGCCACCGGCAUGAGGGCAGGGGGGGUGCGCCGUGACCCGGAGUCCGUACACCGUGAUCUUUGA
This is a messenger RNA of Eremothecium gossypii ATCC 10895, 450 nucleotides long. RefSeq names its product Sna2p (gene SNA2). The transcript has a single exon. Lineage: Eukaryota; Fungi; Ascomycota; Saccharomycetes; Saccharomycetales; Saccharomycetaceae. The record is from RefSeq and is marked provisional. Gene Ontology annotation, cellular component: membrane. The coding region runs from base 1 to 450 and encodes 149 amino acids.